AUGGCCAGUCCAGAAUACUCUACCGUCCCUGUUUUGGAAACUAACAUCCCCUUUUUGGCCAAUUCCAUCUAUGCCGCUAAGCUAUCUUUGAGCGUCAACCCUCUCGUCUUUGAAAGCUGUCCAAAUGAGGCGCUCCAGAAAGAGAUAUACACACGGAUACUGUACUCAGAACUUUCGAUAGAAUGUUUUAAGGCAAUCGGUCUCCACUCUAACGAAAUAAUUGGCUACUUUGUCCUUUCGCGGCAACAACCAGCCAAAGAGAGUCUAAUCGACAGUGAUAACGAAGAUUCCCAGCAAGCCAUUCUAGAUGGCUUCAAUAGUGGUCUCCUUAGAGAGGUGAUGAAAGCGAUCACCCAAAUCGCCAAAUAG
Penicillium cinerascens is the source of this 369-nucleotide messenger RNA. RefSeq lists its product as uncharacterized. Bases 1 to 369 code for a protein of 122 amino acids. The record is from RefSeq and is a predicted model, not a curated record. The transcript is spliced from 2 exons. Lineage: Eukaryota; Fungi; Ascomycota; Eurotiomycetes; Eurotiales; Aspergillaceae.